Messenger RNA from Striga hermonthica, 1047 nucleotides. The record is from the annotation of a GenBank genome assembly. Lineage: Eukaryota; Viridiplantae; Streptophyta; Magnoliopsida; Lamiales; Orobanchaceae.
AUGGAGAUGGACCCGAAAAUUAAGGCUCGAAUCUCGGAUAAUACUGGCGAGAAAUCAGAGAUGAGUGCAAAUGCUAAUUCAUCAGGACAAGUGGAUAAAGUGGAUGAAGAAAAUAAUUCUGUUACAAAUGAAAAAGCUCCCCCAGUUUCUACACUCGGAGGAUCAGGAUCCAGCUUGAUUCAAGGAGAUGAUACUGUGACUAAAGGAGAGAAUUUGUUGCCCAAGUCUUCGAGCAAAGUUGAUAAAGGACGAAAAUCAUCAUCUCGUUCGAAAACCCAUUCCAGCAAGAAGAAAGUGAAGGUGGAUUGGACACCCGAGUUGCACAAGCAGUUUGUGCAAGCAGUUGAACAGCUGGGAGUAGACAAGGCUGUCCCUUCCAAAAUUCUGGAGCUUAUGGGAAUUGAUUGUCUUACUCGCCACAAUGUUGCUAGCCAUCUUCAAAAAUACCGAUCCCAUCGCAAACAUAUGCUCGUUCGAGAAACUGAGGCAGCAGCCUGGAGCCGUAGGAGGCAAAUGUAUGGCAAAGAGAACGGGAAUUCGUGGACUGUGCCGAUCACACGUUUUCCUCCCGUUACACCAAUGCCUCAUAUUAGACCCUUACACGUUUGGGGUCACCCAUCUGUCGACCAAUCAUCAGCUUACAUGUGGCCCAAUUACGCGCCGCCAUAUCAUCUUCAGUCGCAGCCUCCUCCGCCAACUGAACCAUACUUUUGGUACCAAGAUGUUCCUGCACCUGGAAUGCCUUGCUUUCCUCCACAUUUUCCCCACACGACGGUUGCAACUCACCCAGUACCGGGCUUUCCAUCUAAUUCGAUGUACAGAUUACCACCAAGCUUUGGAGUCCCCAUCGGAUCAAAUGACCAAACUGUACCUGAACCAUCAUUAGACUCCCAUCCGUCGAAAGAGAGGAUAGAUGCAGUCAUUGGUGAAGUUUUAUCGAGGCCAUGGUUGCCUCUGCCUCUCGGACUCAAACCGCCGGCUGUAGAUUGUGUUUUGGUCGAACUUCAACGUCAAGGAAUAUCAAAGAUUCCUCCCACCUGUUUUUAG